AUGUUAGGUCCCGCUCAGUACAUCAACCCGGAUUACGUUCAGCCACUGCCAACCUCGUCGACAACACAGCCAACAACACUCAACAACAACAAAAACGACUUACUUUCGCUCUAUAGAAACUCUUUCUACAAUCACUUCCACCCCACAAAACUUCCAGAAGAUUAUUUUAACCCAAUGUACCCACCUUUCUCAAAAAUAUCGCCCAGUGCCGCAGCCGUUUCAGCGACAGCUUCCCCAACGUCUACAUUCAAAUCUCAGCAAGAAAUGUUACAGGCAGCCCUUGCCUACAGUUACUCACCCUGGCUCCUGGCGGGGCAAUCCCCAUUCCUACCCAUGUCCCCCUUCGAUCCUUUCCUGCUGUCGGCAGCUGCACUCUCAGCUCAGCAGCAACAGCAGCAACACAAACAUUUGUUGAUGCAACAUUUACAACAACAGCAACAUUUAGGAGCGCUAACUGGUCAGAAAAAUUUUGAUUACAGUAAUGACGAAGCGGCCGUCAACCUGUCCCCCUCUCAUUCAACACCAUCUCCAAAGAUCAACAACAAAUCAAACCACAGCCAAAAAAGUAGUCCAAACAACAACAAAAAUGAACAAAACACAGCAAACAACCACAACAACACAAUAAAUAGCACCAAGAAGAGGCCAGUAAGUCCUGCCUCUUCUUCGAACCACGGCAAACGUUCUCCGACCGGCAGCCUCAACAAACCAUUCCCAUGCAACUGGUUACAACCGGGCAGUGAUUUCUGCGGGCGCAGGUUUGAAUCCUACGAAGAAUUGUUGGAACAUUUGAAGACUCAUGUUGCCGAAACAACACCUUCCAUUCCAACAAAUGUUGAUAGUUUUAAAAACGACCUGGCCACACUGCCGUUGUUGAAAUCUAGUCACGCGCCAACGGCAACAUCAUCACCACCUUACGAAGAUAGUAAAUUAUUUCCGCCUCAUCUCUUUCCGUUCCUCUUCAGCUCCACCCACCAAUCAAACCCUUACUCGAGUUUCGUUGGAGCGGGUCUUUACCUACAACAGCAACAACAAUUCCAGCAACAACAAUUGCAUCAACAACUGCAACAACAACAUCAGCAACAUUCACCAAGAUCGUCAUCUUCACCAUCGUCCCAUCAUUCGCCCACCAAUAGAUUCCACCCAUACAAACCAUCAGCUGCUCUAGCAUCCUCCUCCUCCUCCUCCUCCUCCGCAUCAUCAUCAUCAUCAUCAUCAUCAGCCUCUUCAUCGUCAUUAUCCUCAUCUUCCAUUCCUUCAUCUCUUUUUCAAUCUUUGAUGCCGACGCUCAUGCCACUCAACACGAUAACUCCGCCCUCUCUGAUGACGUCAUCAAGUUAUGGUGGGGUCCCGUUUCCGCCAAUGGUUUUACCGCAGAGGUGCAAUGAGACCGCAUCGUGA
Messenger RNA from Helobdella robusta, 1398 nucleotides. RefSeq lists its product as hypothetical. The record is from RefSeq and is a predicted model, not a curated record. Lineage: Eukaryota; Metazoa; Annelida; Clitellata; Rhynchobdellida; Glossiphoniidae. The coding region runs from base 1 to 1398 and encodes 465 amino acids. The transcript has 2 exons.